Paramuricea clavata is the source of this 2786-nucleotide messenger RNA. Lineage: Eukaryota; Metazoa; Cnidaria; Anthozoa; Malacalcyonacea; Plexauridae. The record is from the annotation of a GenBank genome assembly.
AUGAUUGAGGAAUUAGAAGAAGGAAUGGACGAUUCAUAUGGUGAAGGAGCUGUAGUGACUUAUACGAAUAUUUCCAGUCAAGUAUUUCAAUUGCUUCAUUAUGAGAUCAUGUUCACACUGGAGGAACGAAGGCAUGGCGCUGUCAUCAUUCAUAUCUUGAUCUGUCUUUACGCCUUCGCUGCACUGGCUGUCUUAUGCGAUGAUUAUUUCUGUGCUUCGUUGAAUAAGAUUUGUAAAAGGUAAGGCACACAUCAUCCUUUUUUCGAUCUCAAUCGAAUAGCUAUUACUUUCUACACGGCUCACAAUUUUUCAUUAUUUUCACAUGUUGCUCCUUUGCAAUUCCAAAUGACUCAGUGUUAAACACAGUUCUCUCAAACAUUUCUGUCACGGCGCCUGGGAACUAUCAUUGGGAAGAUCAUCUUAUUUUCGAUGACAGGCCUCCGUGCCUAAAUAAAGUUCACUAUCACUAUCUUACAAAUCCUUAAAAACUUUACCCACUGUGGUCACCGAAACUUUGAUCGUACAAAGCAGGCUUAAUAGCUCGAGUUAUCAGACACUUCUGAGUGGGAUCUUCUCCGUGAAAGUCUAUUAAUUUCUCAACUUAACCCUGUCCUUAUAAAUGCUAAUAUUAGAUCUACCCCUCUUGAGUUAUUUAAUUAUGUAAUAUUAACCUUAACUAUACUAACCAUGCACUUAACAUUAAUCUUUACUAAUCUUUACUAAUCUUCAUUAAACUUUACUAGUUCUUUGUAGGUUUGUAUGUAGUCUCCCUCGCAGCCUGUCGCUGUGAGUUUGAAUACCCGCGAACAGGCUGCGAGGAAGACCAGUUUGCAUGGCGAUAAAACAUAUAUUUUGUUUGUGGAAAAAUUUACGUGGUGUUUCAACAAACAAACUAUUAUAUAAUUAACUAGUUUACUGACAAGUUGUUUUCCUUUCUUUCUAUUCAAUUGUUCUUUCAAACUAUGUAACCGUUUGUGUAAUGUAUAUACCAUACCCUGUAAAUUCAUUUAGAUUGGUCUGAAGAUGUUAUAUUGUAAACAACGAAACGUUAGUUACUAUUUUUUUAACUUUUAUUAUGUUUGGUUUUAAAGUUAUUUGCUGGGCUCUCCUUUUUAUCUUUAAAUGAAUGUUGAGGGGAAAUUAUAAUCAAAUAACAGCAUACUACAAAGAUGAAAUGCACAUGCAUUAAUAACUGUAAACAUCCCUAUGUGUUUUUUUCUAGGCUAGAUAUCCACCCAGACGUUGCUGGGGCGACAUUCAUGGCGGCCGGAAGUUCAAUGCCAACGAUGUUUAUAUCUGUGACGUCAGUAUUUCUGGACGAGGGAGAUAUAGGCCUGGGCACGAUAAUAGGCUCCACUAUGUUUAAUAUCUUGUUCAUCACUGGGAUAUGCGGUGUGGCAACCAGUGUAGCAAUUAAUCUCAAACCUUAUUCCAUCAUCCGGGAUUCGCUCUGUUACGUCAUCUAUCUUAUGUUCCUCCUGCUUGCAAUGUAUGAUGGGAUGAUCUAUUGGUACGAGGCUCUGUUCGUCUCGUUGUUAUACGGGUUUUAUGUAGUUAUAAUGUGUUAUAAUACAGCAUUAGAGCAUCGCUUUAAUAAAUGGGCGAGGUCUCACUUUAAUCAAACUAGACCACCGAGUCCCACACGCUCUCCUGCAAAAUCCUUUUCAAAAUCGCCGGAGAAAAGCCCUUCGAAAUCGAACAAAAACACCCCUGCUUCACCCAGCAAAAGCGCCAGAGAUCUUGAUUCACAAAAGCUCGCUGCUUUGGAGUUGCCCGAACAUCCGUCUGCAUUGCCUGACGAGCAGCCUCAACUGCCCGAACAUUCACUUGACAGCCAGCCUGCAGUAUCUGGCAAUCAGGCUGAAUUACCUGAAAAUCCUCCCGAGGAAAAAGAGAAUAUCACAUCACUUCCUCCUUCAAAAGACGACGAUAUUCCUACAAUAGUCACUCCUUCCCAUACUUCAAACGUUGACGAAGCCUUUACGGAGGAUUACGAUGAUAGAAUGAGCGACGUACGUUCGGUGUACUCAGACACUGAUGAUACACUACCACAUACGAAGUACGACGAUGAGCCGAUCGAUGCUUUAGCAUGUCCUUCUGGGAGAUGCAAACAAGUCCGUUGGGCAAUAAUGUUUCCUAUUCGUGUGUUGUAUUAUAUUACAAUACCAGAUUGUCGCGUUGCCAGCUGGGAGAGUUGGUACAUAGUGACCUUUAUCAUGUCCAUCGCCUGGAUGGGGGCGCAUUCUUAUGUGUUAGUCUGGGCGGUCAGCGUCAUCGGUGUGACAAUUAGUAUCCCAGAAUGCAUUAUGGGUUUAACACUUCUUGCUGCAGGCAGCAGUAUCCCAGAUGCCAUUGCGAGCUUAGUUAUGGCCGAGCAAGGGAUGGGGGACAUGGCACUAGCCAAUGCAAUAGGUAGUAAUAUAUUUGAUAUGCUGUGUCUUAGUAUACCGUGGUUAUUAUCAACAUCUAUAGUACACCCAAAUUCUCAGGUUUUUAUUCAAGGAGGGAAUAUAGUUUAUGUCUCAAUGACUCUAUUUGGCACGGUUGCAGUAACUUUAUUUAUACUUUAUUGCAAUAAAUGGCGGCUUGACAGGAAGUUAGGAGCGGCAAUGUUGAUAGCUUAUGCAUUCUUUAUAACAGCGGCUGUCGUCAUCGAAUCAUUUCCAAAUCAUAAAAAGAUCACCCACCCGCACCACAGGCCUGACCUGCCACACAAGGGACUUGGGAUUUCUGAGUCACAUCGUACCAAGAAUAAAAUAAAAACAACAGGUUUUACAUGGAACUAG